Molecule: messenger RNA, 1322 nt
Organism: Lineus longissimus
Lineage: Eukaryota; Metazoa; Nemertea; Pilidiophora; Heteronemertea; Lineidae
Product: coiled-coil domain-containing protein 137-like
Exons: 7
Coding region: 44-958 (304 amino acids)
Cellular component (GO): nucleus
Source: RefSeq, a predicted model, not a curated record
UCAGCAAGCACAACUUCUGAUAUAUUGCGACUAAAAAAGCACGAUGGGCAGGCCUAAAGCAUCAGGAAAACCGAUGAAAAGUAAUCGACAUAGGAAACUAAAAGUAGUAGAUCAAGAAUAUGCUGAUUUAUGGAGAAGUGACGGCUCAGUUAAAGCCAAGGGCGAGAAAAAAGGGAAGCCCAAAAAUAUCAGACAGGCUGAUUUGGGCAUCAACCAAAGACCCAAAGCUUCAGAUGAAGACACUGUGCCAAGGUCUGUCAAAGAAUUAAUGGAAGGGAAGCUCAUGGCGAAGAAAAAUAAGAAUAAAAGAGCCAAGAAAAGAAAAGGCCCACUUCCAGAACAUCUUCGGCCGAUGGAGAAAGGCAUGACCAGGCCAGUUGAACCUGCCCCCAAAUUUUUCCGGAAUAGAGAUGAAUCUGAAUGGUCCUUUGUAAAUAGAGUGAAUAAUGAAGUCAAAACUGUGAUAGCAAAGACACAAUUUGAAGAUAAAUUUGGGGUAAAUGCCAGCAUAGGAAAGAAUGGAGGUGUGAUCGUUAAGCCUAAGAAAGAUACGAAAACCAAGUUGAAAGCAAAGCAGAGAUCGAAAGAGAAAAAGCAAAAAGACAAGGAAAAGAGAGAGAUGAAGAAAUUGUCCAAGAAAACUGGUUUUGAGAUUUUAAAAGAUGAGGUCAAAUUUGGGGAGGUUGCUAUGGCACCUCCGAACAUCUCAAAGAAACCUAGAGGAGCACCUAGCUUAGAAAUGAGGCCGGGAAAGAAAAAUCUACUUCUCAAGGAAAUAAUCCACAGCGUCAAAACAACAGAACACGAAUCUUCGGCAAAAGUUAGAGAAAUUGGAAAAACUAUCAAAAGAAAGAACUUGUCAAUAUCGGAGCAGCGGAAACUGGAUGCGGAACGGGAACGUGUUGUGGACUUGUACAGACAACUGAGAGCCAAGAAAUAUUCGGCAAAUGCUUUAUAGUAGUCCAGGGAGGAUUGCCUUUCAUACUUGCUACACUUGCUUUGAAGCAAGACUUUCAUGAUGAUCAUUAUCAAAUACGGCAGCCUGGCCCUGAAUUUGUUCUUUGCUGUGAUCAUGAAUCAUUUGAGAUAAAUCAUGUGCUAGUCUCUGCGCUUCUACCUUUGGAGCGGUUGGUAGACUUGAAGCAAUUUCCUUAUGACGUUGAACAUGUGGAGACCUGCAUAUGGACUAUAUAUUGAUAAUGUAAAAAAUAGUGUUUGACAUGGACCGAAACACACAAGGUCAAAUGUGCACGGAUUGACUGUGCCCUAUUAUUUCACGAUGGGGCCUGGGGGGAAUCGAGACACUGCCAGAUGUAUAUAAU